Messenger RNA from Tripterygium wilfordii, 1296 nucleotides. RefSeq lists its product as uncharacterized. The coding region runs from base 1 to 1296 and encodes 431 amino acids. Lineage: Eukaryota; Viridiplantae; Streptophyta; Magnoliopsida; Celastrales; Celastraceae. The record is from RefSeq and is a predicted model, not a curated record. Gene Ontology annotation, molecular function: protein binding. The transcript is spliced from 4 exons.
AUGGGAAGGGCAAGCAGAUGGGUGAUGAACUUGUUGCUGGGGAAAAAGGAGGAGAAGGGUAAAGACACAUCUUCGUCCAAAGUGAAUGCGGGAACUUUGAUUACAAUCGUAUCAAGAACUCCAAUUUACAAGAGGAGGUGGAGCUUCGGCAGAAUAGCAGGGAAAGAGAAAGCACACAAGAGUUCUAAAUCUCUAGACUUGAGCACCAUUAAAACAAUAGUACUACAUGCUGAUGCAGACUCGGAGAAUCAACAGAAUAAUAUGACCCUGGUAGCAGCAUCUUCUAUAUCUGUUAUGCCAACAAAACAUGAAUCAGAUGGAAUAACCAUAAGAGUUGAGGAUGCAGCUGCUACCAAGAUCCAAGCCGCCUUUCGUUCUUAUUUGAUAAGUGAAAAUGAUCAGAUGAUAUUUAUGCAGGCAAGGAAAGCACUUUGUGCUCUGAGGAGUCUAGUCAAGUUACAAGCACUGGUAAGAGGUCACCUUGUGAGGAAGCAAACAGCUGCGACUAUUCGUCGCAUGCACGCAUUAAUGUCAAUACAAGUUAGAGCUCGAUUUCAAAGAGUCCAGAUGGCUGAGGAAUCACAAUCUGCUUCUAGAAGACUAUCUUCAAUGCAUACAAAUACUCCUCUGAGCAACAGAUUCAGAAAAUCUCAUACUCAAGCAAUAGGCAUAAAUGUUCAUGAGACCUGCGGAGUUUGGAACAACAAACAUGGGUUUCUAAAUCAUUCAGACAUGCGGCACAUAGAUAAUGGGUUAAACAGUUAUUUUUGUGGAGAUCUUUCAAUCUCAGACCGAAAGCAUCAAUACAAAGAGUUCUCCUUCAACACAGCACACUCCAGCCCUAAUAAUCAUUCUAAAAUAACCAAAUCAAUUUCUGGGAGAGCUUCUUUUAGUUUUCAACGACACCCAAUGUCUAAUGACCAAUCUUUCCAACCAAAUUACAUGGCAAACACAGAAUCUUCAAGGGCUAAAGUCAGGUCACAAAGUGAACCAAAACAGCGACCCAAUUGGAGAAUGAAAUCAAAAGGCGAUGGAGUGAUUAAUGCUCAGCAAGAUGAAUAUACAGAAUCCUCUUCUUCACAAUCAAAACGCUUUGAUCGUGAAAACCAUGACCUCUGGCUUGUCAAGUUUUACCAAACAACACAAACUCUCAAGGACAUUGAGAAUGAUGUCUACAGCAGAUCUUGUCCCUCAAACUACCGCGACAACCUACUUGCAUAUGAGGGUCUUCUACCAGCACCCUCUGAACCAGCCAAAGAAUUUCUGGCAAGAAUGACCAGCACACAAGGCAACUAG